Rotaria sordida is the source of this 585-nucleotide messenger RNA. Lineage: Eukaryota; Metazoa; Rotifera; Eurotatoria; Philodinida; Philodinidae. The record is from the annotation of a GenBank genome assembly.
AUGCAAGGCGGUCAAACAAACGAAAAGAUGGUUACGGUGGAUGUUCCUAAUAUAGCUGUUCCCAUAAAACUCGCAUUGCUUAAAGAUCAUCAAAUACAACGAACUCGUAGAACUUUUUCGGUCAUACUUGGCGUUUUGAUUGGUCUGGGUGUGUUCGCUACGAUUGUGUCGUUUUAUGGAAGCAACAAUGAUAUUUGUUUACUUACGCCUAGACGUGUACCAAAGACUAUUGAAUAUCUUAUGUCAAUUAUUUUCUGUAUCUUUGGAUUUCACGUCGCUCAUCGCUACUCUACAAUUGGUUUACGAGUAUUUCUUGAGUUUGCUUGGCUUAUCAUAUUUGAACUAGUUAUUGAUGGUAUUAUGAUUAUAGUUUUCUUCCAUAUUGGUGCGACAGCUUCACAUGCUAGAAAUUCAAAUGUUUAUAGACAGAGUGAAGCCCGCAUAAGUUAUACGUCACCGAACGCUUUCUUAUGCGCCUUAAUAUACAUUUUUGAUUUUAUUUUUGACAUUAUCAUUGUAAGACUUGCCUUCAAAUUAGCCAAACUUAUUGAAAUUAGAAAAUCUUCAAUUAUUCAACAAAUAUAA